AAAGGCGUUGCUCUCCCCCCCAAAUUAAACAAUUUCGUGAAAUCGUCAUCCAACUUCACGCCUAAGCACAACCGACCGCCAAGAUGACGAAGGGUACCUCCAGCUUUGGUAAGCGUCACAACAAGACGCACACUCUCUGCCGACGAUGCGGUCGCCGUUCGCUGCACGUCCAGAAGCACGAGUGCUCCUCUUGCGGAUACCCCGCCGCUAAGAUGCGAAAGUACAACUGGAGCGAGAAGGCCAAGCGGAGAAGGACCGUCGGCACUGGCCGCACCCGCUACCUCAAGGACGUUUCCCGACGAUUCAAGAACGGCUUCCAGACUGGCACCCAAAAGAACGCCAGACUCGGCAAGAAGACUGAGGCCGAGGCUUAAGCGGCCCGAAGCGUUUGGGACUGCUCUCUCUUUACCUACCACUGUUUGUUUUUCUUUUCGUCGCUAUAACCGGAACUAUGCAUAAACACAAGGGGGUAGAAAAGAGGAGUAGGGGGAAGAGAGAGAGAGAGAGAGAUGGAGGGGAAACAAACCAAAAAACUAGAAGACUAAAAAAAUAAUCCGUCCAUGAGGUUAAUGAAAUCCUGGCGAAAUUCUUUUUUGCAUCAAUGUUUUUUUCCUCUCAUCUUAUUUUUUGCAACUACCAUGGAAAAAUCAAGUGAUGAGCGACAUUCCUGCGGCUCAAUUUCUUUAACAGUCUUCUCUUUUUUUCCCCACCUCUCUCUCUCUCUCUUCUCUUCUGGUCAACAUGGGGGAUUUGAAGAUGAAAAGGGGGAGUGCUUGAGGGCGGAUGAUGUACAUUUUGGGCGAUUGAUCAAAGGACAAGGAGGGGCUUGGGAGCAAAGGGACAAAUGGUGUUUGUUUUCAAAAAUAAAACGGGAACCCCAAUUGCUUUUUUUUUUCAAUUUUCGCACCGGAGCCAACGAAAACAAAGUCGUGAAAUUGCAUCUUGAUUCUUCAACAAAUUUUGUUUCCCAACCUUGUGAUAUCCCGUAAUUUGUUUUUAAGGGAUCAAAUCUCAUCGUUUUCUUGCUUUUGCCAGCAGAUGAUCCCCCAAUCCAGCUCGUAACCAGCGU
Messenger RNA from Trichoderma atroviride IMI 206040, 1069 nucleotides. Its product is annotated as 60S ribosomal protein eL37. Gene Ontology annotation, biological process: translation. NCBI's taxonomy places the organism in Eukaryota, Fungi, Ascomycota, Sordariomycetes, Hypocreales, Hypocreaceae. The record is from RefSeq and is a predicted model, not a curated record. Gene Ontology annotation, molecular function: RNA binding; structural constituent of ribosome. Gene Ontology annotation, cellular component: cytosolic large ribosomal subunit; ribosome.